AUCAACGUCUUCCAAUCAUGAACUAUCUGUAUCUGUUCGCUCUGUGCCUGGCUCUGGUCAGCUGCUCCAUCGCUAUACCCUUGGGUAAGCCCACGGGCCAGCCCGGCUGCCAGACGGAGGCUGAAAUCGCCGUGGGCGCCUAUCGACACUACUACUUGAAGAACCAGUACUGGGUAUGCCAUGCGCUGGGUGUGCCAGCUUCGCUGGCCACUUGUCCGGUUGCCCAGGCCUGGCUGGAUGACGCUAAGGCCUGUGUGUACUUUGCCCAAUGGUAUUGGACUCCAACAGUGGCUCCACCAAGUCAGCCACUUGCUGCCGGGAUUUAAAUGGCAAAACUUUUUGAUUGAUUUUGUGAACUGUUUCUUAAAAUAUACAAGAAAUACACUUUUUAGUUGAGCACGUGAAA
Messenger RNA from Drosophila virilis, 406 nucleotides. RefSeq lists its product as uncharacterized. The record is from RefSeq and is a predicted model, not a curated record. NCBI's taxonomy places the organism in Eukaryota, Metazoa, Arthropoda, Insecta, Diptera, Drosophilidae.